This is a messenger RNA of Lytechinus pictus (painted urchin), 11510 nucleotides long. RefSeq names its product beta-1,3-galactosyltransferase 5-like. Bases 813 to 1958 code for a protein of 381 amino acids. Gene Ontology annotation, cellular component: Golgi membrane. The record is from RefSeq and is a predicted model, not a curated record. The transcript has a single exon. Gene Ontology annotation, molecular function: hexosyltransferase activity. Lineage: Eukaryota; Metazoa; Echinodermata; Echinoidea; Temnopleuroida; Toxopneustidae.
UUGAAGCCACUCGAUCGAUCCACACACUACUACUAUACUGUACUGCAAUGCAUGCAUGCAUGCACUGCAUUUAUCAUCAGCGCGAGGAUCCAGUCGGAUGUUGAUGAUGAGGAUCCCGCGACCUUUUUUACAGUUUCUAAACAUUUUAAACUGGUGAACAAUUCGACGGAUUCCAAUUCAGUUCUUAAUUCAUCCGUGAACUAAAACAAAAUUAGAGGGAGAAGUGGCAGGAAUUAGGCUUAGCCUUUGCGAGACAUCUCGACACAAGUUGCUACUACCGGUCAUUUCUAAGUAAUUAUUGGACUCAUUUGUAAACAAACCCAUGAUGUGGCUCAUCGACACAUGACCAUGGACAGAUCCAAUUGAAUUGGGGAGGCAAGAUGACUGACAACAACAUGCCUCACUUUUACUCCCUCUGUCCAGAAGAACUUAAUAGAAGCUGAGGAUAUUGUAACCAAAUAUUUGAUUCUUAUACUUCUAGAUCUGCUCAGCAGAUGAGGCCAGGCCAGUGCAACUGCAAGGAGGAUCCUGAUUUUUUGAAGUUGGCUGAAUAUUAAAGCUGAAUGCUGAAAGAGAUAUGUGUUGCGAUUAAUCAUUGUUUGCUGGGAGUUACUGCAAAAGUGCAAUGUUUAUUCACUCAUCAUGGAUGGUCAGUCAUAUUCCAUGUCUAUGGAGGUCUUCUUAACAUUAAGUGGACAAGCUAGCUGAACAAGAUUUGACACUUUUCAUUUUAACCUGGAUUUCUUAAUUGAAGCACAAAUGACAAAGCUAGUGAAUUGCCAUCAUCACUAGGCUCACAAACUUUUGACAAAAUGCCAGUCCAUUUGAACAUGUCACCAAUCCUCUUGCGAGUCCUGAGAAUAAUAUUCAUGAAACUUCUUGGGACAACCUCGGUUCUAGUCGCCACAGGCUUUAGCAUAUCCCUCCUGCUCCUUCUUGCCGUCAUAGACUCUCAAAUCUUCCAGGAAAACCGGUUGCGGAUCAGCAUCGAUCUUGACAGCGGCCAUGGAAUCUCAAGAACGUUGCCAACUUUGAAUGAUCGGUCUUCUUCAGUGAAAGGCCGACACAAACUUGAGUGGGAGCAAGACCAGGAUACGGCUGAUCAGUUCAUGAAACCAGAAUGGGAUGUGCAAAAGUUAGCGGAUGUCUUCACAGCUGGCCCUGAUUGUACCGUCAAACCAUUGCUCCUGUUAAUUGUCACAUCAGCACCUGAAAAUACCAAAAGGAGGACAGCAAUAAGACAUACAUGGGCACGAUAUAGAGACCCCAAAGUUUUGAAUACAACUCAUUUCAAGACCAUAUUUUUAAUUGGUAAAACUUCUUCUUUACUAAAUGAGCAGAUUGAAGACGAGAGUGAAAAGCACAAAGAUAUCCUCAUUGGAGAUUACGUUGACAGUUAUCGGAACCUUACGUACAAAGUCCAGCAUGGGAUAAUGUGGUCAGCUGACUCUUGCCAAUCGCAGUAUCUUCUGAAGACGGAUGAUGAUUGCUUUGUAAAUACCAAAGGUCUGGUGGAGUUUCUUACUAGACAUAACCAUCAAACAAAAAACUUAUAUGUCGGCCACAAGAUGAGGAGUCGAGAGGUGGUGCGAGACCCGGGAAGCAAGUGGUACGUGUCCUGGAAGGACUACCCCAGAGAUUCCUACCCAUGGUAUGCCAGUGGAACAGGGUACCUGCUCUCCUCCGAUGUCGUCCACAAAAUUGCCAAGCGGACAUCGUACCAUCACCCAUUCCCGGUCGAGGAUGCCUACAUGGGAGUCCUUGCCGAGGACUUGGGAGUCGGCCUUGUUGACACGCCCCGCUUCGCCUUGUUCAGUACUAAGUGGACGAUGUGUAACUACCUGUAUUUCUUUGUCGUCCAUGACUUGACUCCGGAGCAGCAGUAUGUUUGCCUGAGGUAUGCUGACGAGAGUGAGAAAACUUGCCAAAGAACUAAGGAUCUUGAGCUUUGGGAUUGAAAAGAUUUGUCUUCAAAUCUCAACUGGAGAGCUCAAAGUUUCAGUCAGAAAUGUGGUAAUUUACUUUUGCAGAUUAUUUUCAUGGCUGCUGAAUUCAUGAAAUGAAGUUGUGUGCACUUUAUGCAAAUGAAAAAUAAUCAGCACAUCAAGUUUAGAUUAUUUAAAAAGUAAGAAAAAUGUAAUUGUAGAUGAUAAAGGACUGUGUACAUUAAUAGACUUAUUUUUCUUCCAAAACUGGAAUAUUUAAUUCUUGGGUAUUGUGCACCAUGAUAAAGAAUGUCUUCCAAAUAUGAGAGCAGCUUUUAAAUGGUUUCAUGUUACAGUGAAAUGUCCUACUAGAGGGGUGCAUGUACUAGAAGGAGCACUGAAGCAACUUGUACAUUACAUAUCGUGCAAUAUGAAUGUAUCUAACCUAGAUACUAGACCACAGGGUAUUUUUGAGGGGAGGGGUGAUGAGUUUCUUUCUUUAUCUCUUUCUCAUUGAUUUGAUACCCCUAUAUACGUACAUUGUGUUGUGUUCAUAACUUCUGAAUGCUUUAAUCACUUCUUGUUAUAAUGGCAAGCUAGUAUAUUGAUUGAUUUCUUUGCAUUGGAUCUCUCCCAGAAAGAUCUAACCACUGUGCCCAGUCAAAGAGGAUACAGGGCUAACACAUCUUCUUUAUCACUCUCUCAAAUAUGUGUAUUACCUAUUUGGAGAUGGAGGUUUUGUUACUUGAGUAGUGGUAAAUAUCUAUGCUUGUUUAAAGAUAUGCCAGUCAAUGCAUUGGCCGGAUAUGUCAGAUCCUUGGUAAAUUUUUCAACCUCAUUUGCCAAAUAAAUUCUGUGGUUGAAAAUUGGGUGAAUAUACUUCUUGCACAUACAACGUAAUACCUAGUACUAAAUAGUUUCUUGCAUUAAGUUUUUUUUUAUUGGCCUUGUUUUGAAAAGUGAAAAUGUUGAAUGAGAUCUUUUUAACCAAACAGAAACAACUUCUGAGAGAACUCUAUAUUUUAGUUUUUCAAAUAUUUGAGUAAGUCCAAUAUGAAAUGUAAUGUAGGCUUACAUGUAAGGCUUUUUUAGGUGUUUAAACCUCCAUGAAUAUGUCAUUGCCAAACGAACAUACAUUGUGUUAAUUGUUUAAGGCCUACACCCCUUGCUAACUCGUCGUCUUCCCAAUUAUGAACAAAGGAAGAAACUUUUUUUAUUACAAGAAGAAUGUAACAAGGACUGUUAAGUUGUGUCUCUGGGUCCUUUAAAACCAAAAUUUGCGAUCAAUCAAAAAAUGGCAAAAGCCAAACAAAUUUAUUUCAUACACCUUUUUGCUAGAAAAAGACUGGUAACUGAUCAGGGGGCUGUUUCAUAAAGCUGUUUGGAAGUUAAGAGUGACUUUAAGAACGACUUGUGAUCCUUAUUUGUGGUAAAUGAUACCAUAAAUGUUAAUUUGAGAUUAUUUAGCACAUAAGAAUAGUUUGCCAGUUGUUCUUAAAGUCGCUUUUAACUUGUAAAAAGCUUCAUGAAACACCCACCCGAAUUGUUCUUUCCAAUUUGCAAUUGAUCGCAUGCAUUUGUCUUACUUGGCCGGGUUGUAUCAUAUCCAUGUGUUGAUGCGUCACUGUGUUUUCACGGCCAGUCCCUCUCCCCUUCCCCUUCCCCCGUCCUAGUUCAUGAUCUCAACCUCAGAAACAAGAUAUAUCUAGCAUACUUGGCAUGACGCCCACAACUUGCUGUCAGGGGAUAGGACAGUCAUUAGCUGACACUGCCUGACUUUGACUCUGCUAUACUAUCAAGGAUACAUGAAUCAUUUCUCUGGGGCAUGUUCCCUUAACUUGCCUUUUAUUUGAGACUAAUUCAAUGAGGCACCCUGCUUCCACCUCCAGACUCAAAGUUGAGGGGUUCAGCUGGUAAAAUGGAGAAAUUGACCGUGUCCAGGCCAGAAUUAUGCGUUACAUCAUGUCGAGAGUUUUAGGAGAAACUGGAAACAGAUAUGAUAUACUCUUCUACCUGUACAUGUAGGUCAAAUAUAAAGGUCAAAUUUAUUUUGCAGCAAUCAAGCCAUGCGUAGGUGUCUUUAGACCUAAUUUAGUAGGAGUGUGGAAUUUGAGUUCAUGGUCUUAUGAAAACUGUACCUUUUCAGUAGGUGAAAAUAUUUUGCAGAUCCCAUACUGUACAGUAGGCACCCUUGCAUUGUGGGUUUAUGAUGUUUAUACAUGACAUUUUAUGAAUGAGUUGUAUCAAAGGCGGAUUUUAUUUCAUUUUUAUUUUACAACAUAGAACUUUUGUCUUCAGUUUAUGGGGGAUUAUUGUGGCAGAGUUCAAGUGUAAGUGCUUUCAUCAUUCCUUUGUUAAAGAUAAAUACCAGUUACAUGUAUGGUAACGAUCUCAAAAUGAGUUUGAACAGAAUCCAAUGUAAUUACCACAAAAGUGUUUGUAUUCAUUAAUAAAAAAUAUACUGUGCCAAAUAGCUCUGAAAGAAAACGCGUUUGAAUGAGCAAAAUAAGCUCAGAAUUCCAUCAAAUAUCGGAUAUUCUUCGAAGCAAUAUUAAUACACUGUCCCACACAAACGCUUAAAUUCUGUGUUAGCGAUCAUCAGAAUUAUAGAUUUUGAGCUAAGAUUUCAUGAUUUUACAAAGAUAAGUUUACAUUAUUGUACCAGAUCUAGAUGUAUGAUAAUAUUUUGACAAUUAACCUUGAUUUAAAAGACUUUCUCACAAAUAAUUGUUUGCUGCAACUUCCGUCUUCUACCUUUAAAGAAGUCAAAGUUCAAAUUGUUUUUAGUCCCUGGCUUGUGAUGAAAGCACCUCAUACCAAAAUGUCAUUAUUGUAAAUGCUGCUUAUAUUGAUACAAGGCAUCAUGUUAUGGAAUACUGAUACAGGAAGGGGGUGUUAUCUGUUGAUAAAAAAAUACAUAAUUCCAGAUGUCUGUGAGGGUAUGCAUUCUCCAGUAUUUCCUGUCUUUAACCGUUUCCCCUCAUACUUUUGAGAUCAAUUUAGCAAGUGACCUACCUACUUAACCUUUGUGUUAGUGAUCAACUCUUUGUGCACAAAACCAGAGGUUUCCAUUUUUCCUGUUUUAUUGGUUUUCACCUGCUAAUAAAGUUGUUCUAACCAUGUUGCACCCAUUUAGAAAAUACUAAAUAUAUGCUUAGAGUAGAGGCUGUUGAGUUCAUGAACAUGUACAUGCUGAGAUUCGAAAGCUCAAAAUGCUAAUAAUUGCUAUAAUAAUUUUGUAGCUACAUGUACAUGUAGGGCCUGCAUCAUUUCUAAAUUUUCUGAAAUUCAUACAAAUUACAAGCACCAAGUCAAAAUGUUGCCUCCAUAUCAUUGUAUGUUUGUGAGAUUAUUCAGCAGAUUGAUUUAGGAUGUCUACAGUAUUGCAAAAUAUAUGAUGAUUUUCUCUUUUUUACAAAGUAGGCUUUCAUGUAAAACUGGAUUUAUAUCCAGAUUCCAGGUACCAAACCUGCUUUGAUUCAUGCGCAUGUUUAUUGCCCACCAUUGCCACUAUAUACACAUGUAUUUCAUCCCAAGGAGACCAGGCAAAUUAACAAAGGCCCGGGCAAUUACUGUUAACUGUAUUUGGACAGUGUACUGCAAAGUGGCUUUCUUCCUCCUUUUGACCCCAUUUUACCGAGGUCAGAAAGCAUGCUUUCAAAGCUUGGUUGGAGCAUGGACCUAUUCGUAAUAGGUCCAUGGUUGGAGUGGUGGCUCUACCAGCAUAGUGCCUGUGUCUAUGCAUGGACCUAGGUCCAUGGUCUAUGUUACUAGGUAUACCAGCAUACACCAUAGAGCUAUAGCUCUAUGCAUACACCAUUUCCAGUCAUAGGUAUUCUUCAAAUUAUUACAAUAUGAUGAUGUAGGCCUACUUUGUACAAUUGUAGAGAGUGGCCAGAGACCUUUAAUAUGCACACCCCCCCCUUUUUUUUUUUUUUGAAAUAGAAUUUAACAUUGUUCUCAAACUUUUUACCAGACACAUGUUGUACAAUGUACCAACUUCAGUAAUUUAUUACUUUCUGUCUUUGGCUUGUGUCCAUUGUGUGAUUUGUGUCUGUAUUGGUUGUUGCUAUGUUAGACAAUCUUAUCAUUAUCACAAGAAAGUGAAGAAUAACAUUCAGAAGAGAAAAAAGCAACAAAUACCUAAAUUUAAUUUGUAAAACGAAUUGUUAUACAACUGUUAUACAACAUGUAUAGAUAUUUGGCUUCCUCCUGUCCUGUACUAUAUUUUUUGGUACUUUUUAGUCCAGUUUUUCCCCAUUUCCCAAAACACCCACUCCAAUGAUUCACAAACAAAUUAUAAUGAAAUUUCUAUGCUAUAAUAGGAAAUACAGUGUAUUGCAGCUGUUUUUAUACUUCAAAAUUAUCCCUCUUCCAAUCUAUCCUCCAGAGUGCUUAGUUCAGCGUUGAUUGCUGCUAAGGUCACAUGACUAGACCCAGUGGGUAGAUUAAUGGGUCAGGGGUUCAAGGCCUCCUUCCUGAAACCUGAUGAAAUUUCCUUCCCUGCCUGUCCGCCCACUCAUAAAUCAUAAUUUUUAGGCUUUCAUUCUGAAGGCAAGUCCAUGCUCUAACCAUGGAGCUAUUAAUAGCUCUAUGCUCUAUUAAACCAUACAGAUACAUCUCCAUGCUUUAUCAUGCUAUUCAAAUUGGAUAAUUGAGUUUAGCAUAAUCUAGAGAGAGAACUUGUACUUCAAAUUAGGAAUCUAGUACUGUUUACUAUAUAUUACAUAGUCAUGUACACAUGUAUGGUUUGCAGAAUACACUGUACUUCUAGGAUCCUAACUGUGUUACCUUUAUGUAUGUACCAGGGACUCAUCAAUACUUAAAUUUCAGAACCAAAGUUCUCAAAAAGUUGUUUUUCUGCCUCUUUUUUUCAAUCUUGGAGGAAACCCAAGAAGUUCCUCCUAGGUUUGAUAAACUUUUUGGUAUUAAUUCCCAGGCCAGCAACUGGGAAUAUUUUCAAUGCCAUUAAAUGUGUAUUCAUGUUAUAGGGUUUCAUAUAUUCAAUGCUAUCCCCCUGACCCCAUCGGGUCAAGCUAACAUUCCAGGCUUGGAUCCCAAGAGAAUAUGUAUGAUCCGUGUUUCUUAAGCAAGGCAAGAGAUAUAUUCUGAAGGCUUCCAGUAGACCAGGGAAGCCUAAAAGAGGUGUAAAAUUACCAGUACAAUCAAUCCAUUGGAAUCACCAUACUUUUGUUUCAAAAUAAUUAGUUUGGUAGACUCAACAUCGAUAGUAUAGGACAUACACACCAAAGUUCCUACUUAAAUGCUGCAAAAAAUCUGCUUCAAACACUACCGUAUGCAAUGAGCAUUUACAUGUAGUUAUUGAUCCAUUCAUAAAAGAAAUAAAAAUGUUAUGAUGUAUCUUGUAGUGGCCUACAUGCGAACUAGAGAUAAAUCACACCAAAGCUAUAAAAAAAUGCUGCAAAAAUAUGCUCAAUAGUACCUAUCUGCAUGACUUGUAGUCAUUGAUCCAUUUAAAAAUUGAAAUAUUAUGAUGUAUCCUAAAGGGGCCUACAUAGAUGAUUAAAAAUACAUGUAAUAUCUAAAUGGCAUUGUUUUAUCUAUCAUAUUUUAUCUACAAUGCAAGGAUUCUCCAACGACACUAAAGGCAACUAAGUACGAAGAAUUGUAUUAAUGUUAUUGACAUCAUGGUUACUGAUCGUGUUAAGGGAUGAACAAACGCAGUGUAUCGCUCUAAUCAUAUUGUGAUGAAAAGAUUCGAGGUACAUGAACUCUCUUCAAAUCGCAUGAUUCUAAAAUUGAUAACUCUUCAAAUAUUUGCCAGGUACUUCAUCAACUCCUUUGAAGUGAGAUGAAACGUUCAAGUAACUAACUGCAAUGUCUGCGACCGAUUGUCAAAGUUUCGUAAAGUUGUAGUAAAUUGGAUUGGGAAUUGUGCGAUGUGAAUUUUCCAAAGCUGUAUUUUUAAACUAUGGAGUAUAUUUCAAUACUAAGAUGUAGGCCUAUAUACUUUGUAGAUAAUGUUUUCGGGGGGGGGGGGUAGAAACUCCAGAUUUCCAGAUUAGUUAUAUUUACAGGGUAACAACCAUAUCUUAUCAUAUUGUGGCUAUGAGAACAAGGUACAUGAAAGCACUUUUAGAGUUCAUCUGCAGUCCAUGAUUCUCAAACUGAUAAAGUUGUCUGUCUGACUCUGUUCAAAUAUUUGCCAAGUACUUUUAUCUUUCUUGAAGUGGGCUGAUAUACAUGUACUGGACCUGAACAACUUUUGACCCUCCGAUUUCAGGUAGAAUAACUAUUUUGUCUGAAUUGAUAAAGCUGCUAUCACACCAUAUCACGUGUGACCAAUUCGUAAAAGUUUGUUCACUUUUAUUUAGAUAGAUAUGAUACCAAUUUCUAGAGUACAGUUGAAAAUUUGAAAUACUACAUUGAAUGCAUUUACUUUUGUUAUAUUUGAUGCAUUUGCAUAGAACUCUAUUCUGAUCUCCAAGUAAUGAGCUUUUAUCCUCUUAAAAAAUCUUCCCUUUCUUUCUUUUAUUUUCAAUAAUCUUGUGCUAAUGCUCGAUAAGGGCCAUUGCAUUGAACUUAGCAAAGCUUAUAGAUUAGUUCCCCAGACACACGCAAGUGGAAGUCAUCAUUUGCUGUAGAACUGCAAAUCUCAGGAGAUACUCUUACAUGUAAUAUUCAUUACAGAUGUGUGAAGUUCAAAUGUUAAGGCUCUAAGCACAUUUUGGCUUCCUACUUAAUUUGUCUGCAUUUGCUGAUUCAAUCUAUUCCACCUGAUUUUCAUGACAUCUUAGGUUAUGAAUCGAGAUGGUCUUUUUUACACCAUUUAUACAAGUAUGCCUAUAUGCAGCUAAUAUGUGGGAGUAUUACACCUGUAUGCAUUUAUCUAUUCCGGCUGUACAUGUAUUUACAUGCCAAGUAAAUUAUGUGAAAUGAUACCCGAUCAUGCAUUGUGGAAGUCUGUGUGGGAUAUCGAGUUCUGAAACCAUAUGUUCAAACCAUAAACAUCUGGUGUAUUGAAAUUGCAUGAGACAUUGGUAUUUAUGUAAUGGCUACAGUAUGUUCGGAUGAGCCAUGGAAGUGGGAGGUUGAACCAAUCCUUGGUCCCUGGUAUAAGCAUGUUUGCUGUAUGGCCCAAUGUAGGUCCAUGGUAUAAAAAUGUACUUGCAUCUAGGCUUCAAUCUAAGCCUAUUGAUAUAAUUUGUGUGUAGAUGCAUGUUUAUAUAAAGAUCUACCCCCCCCCUCCCCCGUUCUGUUCAAUUAUCUACCAGCAUUUAUUAUUUCAUUUCAGCUACAUUGUACAUGUGAUUUGAUGCCCUUCAUUGGUUUAUUAGGUCAAUAGAAUUUAAAAGCCAACUUAGGAGGCCUAAUUGUUAUGCAUGUGGAUAUUGGCAUCUCUCCAGGGGACUUUCCUUCUGAAAAUGAGAGACAAACAUAUUAACUUAUCCGUACAUGUAGCUACAAAAAAACAAAAAACAAGGAAAAUUAAAAUACAAAGGAAACCAUAUUAUUUUUUGCCAACCCAUUUUGUCACACCAUGUAAAUCACAUGGCAGCCUCUCUCUAAAGACCAUAUAUUCAUUGAGUGAACCUUUUGAGGGACCUUUUGUUAUGAAUGAUGAGAUGGCCAGGCUCUUCACUCUGUACUGAGCUUCAGAGGGUCAGUCGUUUGUAACUGCUAUUAUAAAAGAACAAUUACAUUUUGAACUCCUUGUAAUUGUAUUCAUCCCAACAAAGGCGUACUUAAAGUUGAAAACAGCUUGGAAUUAGGGCACCACGUCAUAGUAUAAUACAAUUGUGGGCACAUGUGUGUAGCUUGGUUCUACCGUCUACGUUACCUUACAGGAUCAGUUGUGUAACCUUUAAACUUUAUGCAAAUCCCAAUGCAAGGUCUGUACUGUAUGCAGAUCUGAUUUAUAUAGCCCUUUGUUGCGAGUAAAGUACACCUUCACGCAUUGAUUGGGUUAAACUAUGAAUCAGUUUAGCAUCACAGGGAAAAGCCAUCAAGACUACAUUUGUAUUGGUUUUUAUUCAAUCUUUCAUGAUCAUUUUAUGCAUACUGCUGACUUGGCAUGGAAUAACGAAACAUUACAUGGGGGCUCUGUGAUUUCACCCCCGAAAUGAUAAAAAGAGCCUUGGAAAUCCCCAUUUAAUGCAUUGUUGAAGCUUAUCCAUUGUAGCAGAUUGGUAUGGAAGCAGUAUUUAUCUACUUCAGCUUUGUAUUGACAGUCCUUAAAUACUAUUUGUAUUAAUGAUUGCCUACAACCUUGGCAGAACAUUCGUGUUCAGUCCCACUCUCUUGUGACUCACAAUUCUUUUCUGGUAAUUUUGGCGAUUCAGCUAUCUUGCCGCACAUCCAAUUCUUAGGUGCUUAUACUGCAUAGUAAUCAAUAUUUUCCAAUCACUUAUGGGGAUUCUCUCCUCGAGUUCAUUCUCACCAGCAAAACUUAUGUUUGUCUGUGAAUGAACAGCACAUGAUAAGGAUAUCCUUUAUGACUGUUGACUCUAUACAAACCUGCAGCAACUUCCAGUUUCAUAUUUCAAAUCUGAUUUUCAAUGAUAUAUAAUUGUUCUGCUUGGUUGAUGUAACAGAAUAGUUCGUACAAAACAACAAGGCAUAGUGGAUGACACUGCCACGCCAUGUAGUUGACAAAAGAAGUGCAUUUUUGUUAAUAUUGUCUAACCCUGGUCUAACCUUGCUCAACUGCAAUGAACUACAUGCAAUACACUGCAAAAACUCCGGUGUUGAUUUAACACCAGCCCGGAAUCUAUAUAUGUCCACACCAGAUAAGUGUUAAAUAACACCAGCUUUGGUAUUACUCUAACACUAGAUAGGUAUUUAUACAGCAACAAUUAGUAUUAAAACAGCAUCAGUUUGAUUCCAAACUGGUGUUGUUUCAAUACUUCUCUGGUGUGGACAUACAUGUAUAUAGAUUCCGGGCUGGUGUUAAAUCAACACCGGAGUUUUUGCAGUGUAAGGUUUACUUGGAAUGUAGGUUAAUUUACAUGAUUAUUUGAUAAAAAAAAAGAGAUAUUACUGUUCAGCCCUUGAUUCAAGCAUGUCAUUGAUAAAAUAUGAAUCUCUAAAAGUUGUUUACUUUUGCAGUGGUAUUUAUGUUUGAGUUCCCUAUAUUUUUCUGUCAUUCGUAAAAUGCCAAGUAUCGCGUCAUUUAGAAAACAUUUUGUUGUGUAAGGAUCGAUGCUGUGCUUGCUUCGUUUUGAUAAUAGAGUUUCUAGAUUUUGUUCUGCUUACAUAUUUUGUCUCAAUAGUACUUCAAUAAUCAACUCAAUACAGUGUAAACUGGCACAUUUUCCUGCCACUAUUGUACGACGUAUGUUUGAAAAUGUAUAUUAUGUAAAUACAGAGCUUUAUUUGAGUAGAAUACUUAAGUGUGAUGUGAUUAUAAGUGGCAAAUCAGUUCCAAAGAAUACAUUUCUUAAGUCUCUUUGGUGCAAGCCGAAGAUGACCUCUUGAUUAUGAAAAUGGAAAUGUUAUUUCCUUGCCAACUAUAUUCUUAUUUAUGGUCAGUGGGAUUUGAUGGAAAUGGUAGAUAGAGCUAUGACAAAAUUGUGAUGCUGCUUCUCUAUUGUCACUAGAAUAAAUGAAGCAAACUAUGAAGAA